UCACCAGUCAUCUUCCCCAAGAAUUAUCGUCUAAGAGCAGAAUGCGUACUUCAGCUCUCCUUACACUCUUUUUCAGCUUCUUCUUCGUUAUUGAGAUGGCAUUUUGUCUUCCUUCAAUAUCACCAUCAACUUGGGAUUAUGUUCCUGGUGCCCGAGAGAUUCUCGGUUCGCAGAACAUACGCAUCAUGGACCCCGUGACUAGUACUGGCCCUAUCGGCACGUUCCUCAGGAAGCUAGGCUCGUCACGCAUGCGCGAAAUGCAACUGCAGAUCGACGACUACUGUUCCAAAUUUCCGUGUCCCACACCAAGGGAGACUCUGUAUAUUUAAACUUAUACCAGAUAGCAAGAGUUGUCCUCGCGGCUUUGCAAAACUUUCAAAUGUAUAUCCUUCAAACCAUUAUACCUCUGGCAGGUACUAGACCUUGAUUCGGUCCAUUUGUUGUCACCCUUGUCCUAACGUUUCAAACGAUUUGCAAGUAUAUAACUUAUCAUGUAUGUAUCUUUGUAGAAGCCUGUCACACUUAGCUCGUGUACAUAUGUCGAAGUCACUCACAGUACAUAUAGCACAGCCAACUGUUACAGCUUCUUGCAAGUUUCUUGCACAGAAAUUUUUUGUUGCACGAUUUAACAUUUGUUUGAUGGUCAUUGGAACCAUUUACAUUCACUUCGAUGGAAAAUGAGCAUUUGCCUUUUAC
Messenger RNA from Suillus clintonianus, 696 nucleotides. RefSeq lists its product as uncharacterized. Lineage: Eukaryota; Fungi; Basidiomycota; Agaricomycetes; Boletales; Suillaceae. The record is from RefSeq and is a predicted model, not a curated record. The transcript has 3 exons. The coding region runs from base 42 to 329 and encodes 95 amino acids.